GAAGGUCGUAAGUCGUAACCCACUUUAUCUGUCUUCAUACCUUCCACGCAACCACUUUGCAGCUUCUUAAUUACUCUCUACAAAACCAAACCUCUCCCAACUGCCUCUUCCACAAAACCCCAAUUUCUUUUCUUUACACUCGAUCUUUCUAUCAUUUAAUUCAAAGCCUGUUGUUUGUUUUCUUGUCAUCAAUCUUUCUUUUUUAUGUUUUCUUCUUAUCGUUGAAACAAAUAAGAAGUGCAAUAUGAAAGGCAAACACAACCAAAGCAAGUUCAUGCGGUUCAUUAGAAUGCCCUUCAGAGUUUUAGGCAAAGCUAGAGAUUUCUAUGUUCGGAGUUUGACAGAAUAUGCAGCAAAGGGAAAUUACGGCAACGGCAUGAGCUUUCAAGGCGGGCAAUUCCCUUCAUUGCCCAAGAGCUUUAGUGUUGGCGCAUCAAGGUCUAACGCUAGCGAAGAUUAUAGUGAGCUUAUCAGAGCCGCUUCUGUGCGGAGCAUGGGCCACAGAAAUGAAGUGGACUUGUUGAUACACCAACAUUUAAUGCAGUCAGCCGCUAAUAGAUCUAAAGAAUUCCCCAAGAGUAGCAGUGUUGGGAUGAAAUUUAUGGGAAGAAUUGAGGAGGAAAAAUCUUGUGAUUUAGAAGACAGUGUUGAUGGUAAAGGUAAUAAAUCAGACUACAACAAGUUCCCAAGAAGCAGAAGCGUUGCUGUUUCAAACAGAAGUCCAGUGCUGUAAUAUUAUUGGUGUGAGAAUUGUUUAUGCAAAGACGACUGUCAUCAUGGUUUACUUCA
Molecule: messenger RNA, 789 nt
Organism: Pistacia vera
Lineage: Eukaryota; Viridiplantae; Streptophyta; Magnoliopsida; Sapindales; Anacardiaceae
Exons: 1
Coding region: 245-733 (162 amino acids)
Source: RefSeq, a predicted model, not a curated record